AUGGCUCGUACGAAGCAAACAGCACGUAAAUCAACCGGAGGAAAGGCUCCGAGGAAACAGUUAGCGACUAAAGCAGCUCGUAAGAGCGCCCCAUCGACCGGUGGAGUGAAAAAGCCUCAUCGUUAUAGACCCGGUACUGUCGCUCUUCGUGAAAUUCGUCGUUACCAGAAGUCUACUGAAUUGUUGAUCAGAAAGCUUCCGUUCCAGCGACUUGUACGUGAAAUUGCCCAAGACUUUAAAACUGAUCUUCGUUUCCAAAGUGCUGCCAUUGGCGCCCUACAAGAAGCCGCUGAAGCUUACCUGGUUGGUCUCUUCGAAGAUACAAACUUGUGCGCUAUCCACGCCAAGCGUGUAACAAUUAUGCCAAAGGAUAUCCAGCUUGCCCGUCGAAUCCGAGGAGAACGUGCUUAAAGUCAACUUAAAAUGUUUGCUGUACAUAACUAGACUUUUAUGGAAGUUUUCAAGCAAGAAUCUAACUGAACUUUAUUAUAAUAUACAUGCGCUAGUGGCGAACGAUCAAAGACAUUCAAAAUAAUCAUUUCUGUGUAUACGCUUUCCGUUAUUUUCUCUGUAACUUUCGUUAAUUUUUAGUUUGAGUUGAAUCAAAUCAUCUCAUUGUAGUUGAUUUUUGGCCUGUAAACUUGUGUGUUUUAAAGAGUUUUACCCUGGAAGUGUUGUUUUAAGUUGUCCGUUGUUAUAUUUUGGCGCAUUUUAUGCUGGGCGACAAGGCGUCUUUGUUUCCCAAAGGUGGGUGCUAAGAAUCUAAAAAACGCUCACUGCCAUAAAAAGCCCGUGUUCGUUGUAGAACGACUGAGAUGUUGCUCAUGGCCGUAUUGGGACAAAAAUAAUCCCGCGUGGUUACUCUAGUAGUGCAAACUGGCAACCUUUCUGUAAAUUAAUUAUAUACAUUUUUAACUAACCCUUAUUUAAGAGGCAAAUAAAACUGUCUUGUAGAAAACCAGUGUACAGUGACGUUUAUGGUAGCUUUAGAAUAUAAAUUUCGCUAUAAAUACAUGCUGUCGGGCCGCAAGGGAAUUUUAGCGGCGAUUUCCACAUAGUCGAUCCACAGCGUGAAAUUCGCAAUAAUGUGGCAGCGAUGUGUGAAUCGAUGCCUAAAAACUAACAUUUCUUGGUGAGGGGAAGAUGUUACGAGCAAUCGGGGAAUUGAUACCACCAGCCAUUAUAAACCGUCGUGCUUGACAGAAGGCGGCAGCGGCUGUUUCAUUCUCCUUCGAUCUUCCUAGAAAAUAGGAAGAUUGAAGAAGACUCUGCUCAAUGCGGUGGAUGGUAUCUUUUGUCUUUCACUUUACCUUGAGCAAAGUACAGUGAUUCACGAGUGAUCGAGAAAAGAAAUACGAGUUUUCCGUUUUCGUAAUUGUUCGUCACCACUUCGGAAUUCUUCGGUUUCUCAGUUCCAGUCUCCUGGAGGGAACGGCAGCAACAAAGAUGGCGGCCACCCGGUUUUGUAGGUUCAUAGUCCCAUCUACUUCUGUGAAAGUUACGACAAAAGUAUUCGGCAAAACAGGGAUUUUUAACCUAGCAAGGCAGAUCUAUGUAAGAUUUCAUUUAUGACUUAUUGUCUUUUUGUUUUUCAUUUUCUGUGUACUUUCUUUAUCAAACAAAUGCCCUGGUUGAACCGUUCUCAAAAUGAUGUGACCCCGUUGCAGGUUCCAGGUAUAUGGAAACGUUCAUUCUCUACAGAGGUGAGUUACCUCGCUGAACCAACUUGAAAUAAACUCUUGAUCCUUCUAUACCAGCCUGGCCAGCUGCUUUGAACUUUAUGUUGUUCACAAACAGCAUGCAUGUUAACUAUUAAACCUCAUGUAAUAUUUUAAAAUAUUUCGUCCCGAGAUUGUCAAACCCAGAGCACGUUUUGUUUUUUUACUAUUAUUACAACAAACAGUAUUCAAUUUAAGGGAGAAUUAGCACAGAACCAUAAAUAGGAGGAACUGCUGAGAAGAGACCUUGACACUCGACACAGCUUCUAGUAGAUUUAACGAAGAAUGUACUGAUAUUGCUGUGAGCAUGUUCAAAAGCCAUUUAUAUUGUAAUCUUUUUCUAGUCCAGAAAGGUAACACUUAUUCCUGGUGAUGGAAUAGGACCUGAAAUUUCCGAUGCUGUCAAAGAUGUAUUUGCUGCUGCCAAGGUUUGUCGUAUUCUUUCUUAACAUUUUUUGUUAUGUUACGCCAUAACAUAAUUUAUUACCUAACAAGCUAACUUUAUGCACAUGUCAUGGGCUAACCCCAGAGUUAGCACUUUAUGUUUUUGCUUGUGAUUCUAGAACAGUCUGACCUGUCAGAUAACAGACAGCACCCAGCUAAAAUUUCUUGAGCCCUGUUGAUGUGAAUCUCCUAUCUUGAAUUCACUUUUAGGUUCCUAUUGAAUGGGAAGAAGUCACAGUGGCCCCUAUUCUUCUUCCUGAUGGUAAAACAACCAUCCCAGCUGCAGCAAUAAACUCUAUGAAUAAGAACAAGAUUGGACUCAAAGGUACCUUUACUACUAUAAUAAUAACGAGAGAAAUAAUAAAUUAUUAGCUAGGGGUCGUUGACGUAUUCACUUUCCCCCUGCUUAACGUCAACUGGAUGUUUAGGGGAAGGGGGUAAGCCAGUUGACGUUAGUGCAGGGCAUUUUUGGAUAAAAGCAAACUGAUGCAUUUUCAUGUCACUAAAUAUUUUGUGGAAUGGCGCUCGUGACAUUAUUUACGAGAAAGUAGGACCAAUAUUGUUGUAGAAGUGAGUGCCAAUUGAGCUCUUUUAAACUCUGCUCUGCUCACUACUAGCAAAUUACACAUUUCACAUUUUGAACCAAGCAAUUGUGCAGAUUUUGCAAAGAACAGGAGGGAGAAAGCAUAAUUCUUAUUAUGAAGUUUCUACCACGUUAUAAAAGCAGUAAAUUGUGUUGAUACCAUUGACAUCUUCAUGUAGGCGCAUUUCAGUAUUCCCUCUGGAAUGCGACUUUUGGGGCAGCAAAAAAAUUAAGUGGACGUUAAGGAGGAGGGGGGGGGGAGAGGGUCUGACCUAAAUGUCCAGUUGACGUUAAGCGGGGGAAAAGUGAAUACUGUUAUGUCAAUGGCCCCUUACUGCAAAGAAGUGGUUGUUCUCCAUUUUGUUUCUCACAAAUUUUGUCCUGUUACUAGAUGAGGUGAGGGAUUGUUGAGAAGGAGAGAAAAUGAGAGAAAUAUCUUACAGAAUUCCUAAGCCCAUCUGUUUGACUUUAUUCAUUGUUCUCAAAGUGCAAACCUUUUUGGUACUUUUAUCAAUUCUGUUGCACGACUUUAAAAGUCAAGCAUUUUUUUUGCUUUGUGUACCGCUGACAAUCUCUUUGGAAGUUCCCCAAGACAAAGCCAAAAAAGGGAUAGGGCUAGAGAAGGCAAAUAUAGUGAAUGGCAUUCAAUUUUCUACCACAGUUUGAAACAAAGUAGCUAAGAAUAUUUUAACUAUGUUUGCUAAGGAAUAUUUAGUUCAAGCAGUAAUGUAGACACAGAAUGAAAAUGUUGUAAAUGUUGUUUGUAGUGUUGUAAUUCCCUGAUGUAUUUUGCUCUUUAAACAUAAUUAUCCAAGGGAGAACUUCUAUUGGAUGCAUGUAAUUGCUGUAAACAGUUACAUGAAAUUCACUCCCGUCAAUUGGUUGACCAGAAAGGUUCAAAUGCCUUGGCUUAGCAACAACAACCACAACUAUCUUCUUCUAGAGUAUAGAUGUGAGUCUUAAGAAUGUUUGUUUUAUUGUGAUAGGACCACUGGAGACAAAGAUUGGUAAAGGACAUGUGUCUAUGAAUUUGACGCUCAGAAGGUUAGAAGGGUUAAUAUAUUAACUUAAUAGGUCUAAUUUACUUACUUAAUACUUGAGAUGCCACAAUACAAACAUAAAACCUGUGAUAAUCAAACCCAAACCUGGAUUGCUUUGAGGUAUGAUUGUUUCCUAAUUUACAGAGAGGAUUUGAUGUCCAGACUCGUUAAGCCUUUGCAGUUUUUGGCCUCAUCUCAAGCCCUGUUAGGAAUAGCUUAAAUAAAUUGAAAUGAAUAGUAAAUGUUAGUGACAAUGAUGAUAUUGGUUUACAUGUAUUUGAUUGUACAUGUGUAUUAGGAGUAAUAAUCCAAUUUUUUAUCCCCAUCUAGUUAGAGGAAAGGGAAAAUGGUUGUGAUGAGGGUGCUAGUAAAAUUCACUUUAAAACAAGCUGCGCUUUUUGACAUUGUCUUCCUUCUCCAGGAUUUUUAAUCUGUAUGCCAAUGUACGGCCGUGCCGGUCCAUAGAGGGCUAUCCCACAGCAUACGAUGACGUUAAUCUGGUUACAAUUAGGGAAAACACAGAGGGAGAAUACAGUGGCAUAGAGCAUGUGGCAAGUCAAUAGCUCAAAAUUUGUUGAAUGUAAAAUUAAUUAUUUGUUAAAUAUUACACAUCCAGUUUAAUGGCAUUUAAUAUUAUAAUUAAUAUGCUCAGAUAUUUUGCAAGUUGUCUAGUAUUUGGUGUGAGGAAAACUACCAUCAUGUAUAAGCAGGGUCCUAAAUGUUCACACAUAGUUAUUUGUGGUACAUCAAACCCUCCAGUAAAGGAUGUAUUGUUCCAUGAAAUAACAGGGCUGUCACCAAGUUUUUAAGUUGCUGGGUAUAUGCAGCUAGUAGGUGGGAAACUGAACAGCCGAAAAGUUCUUUAUAUUUUAUUUUACUCAUGUUUCGUCUCAAAGUAGCCAGGGAUCAUGCUCAUAGUAGCUGGGGGAAAUCCCCUACCCCUGGCCCUUUGUGACAGCGCUGAAUAAAAUCACCCCAAAAAUUGGAACUAGUCCAGUGAUUUUGUUGACUCUUUGCUCCAUCAGCAACAGAAACAUGACGUAAUAGUGAGCUUAACCAAAGAUGUGUUUGAGCAAUGUACAUCAACCAGGCCCCAGUUGUUCAAAAGGUCGAUAAUGCUAUAUACAGGAUAAAUCACUUACCACUGGAUAGCACAAUUGGCUUUCCUAACACUUAUCGGUUGGAUAGUGAUUUAUCCAGUGGAUAGCCCAAUGUGAACUUUUUGCAUUCUUGGGCGGGGGUUUUGCCCAGACUUUUGAGUAAAUCAUCACGAUAAGAGUAAAGAAACCUUGCAAUACACAUUCCAAAAUAAAAGAAUCAAGGUAUAAAUUGAACAGGAAAAAGGCCUCACCUCCUGUUGAUGUGCAUCCCUCAAAAACACCUUUGCUUUAAGUGCCUCCCGGGUGACUUAGUAAUGGAAUGAUAGAGUGGGUUACAGAUUGUGUCUAUAAGGCUGUUUUAAGGUGAGGUGAAACACCUGACAAAGUAAGUGUCCCAUGUUUUUCCAAAUUGUUCUUUUCUUUUACAAGCAAACAAAAGGCAACCAAGCUUGAAGUAAAAUGUAGCCAUUCAUCAGAAGUCACUUACAUAUUUCUUUUCAGACUCUGUUUAACCUGUGAGCACAGAGGUUCUGGUCGUUGCCUCUCUCCACCCCAAAAGUAACUUACUUUUUGGGUGGAGAGAAGCAAUGACUAGAAAUAUAUCUGAGUUUGCUGGCUAGACACCAUUUAAUUCUUGGAUUUUUUUCAGAAAUAUCUCUGCACCAUCAAUGGGACUAAUUGAUAACAUUUUAUUUUCUUGGCAGGUUGUUGAUGGUGUAGUGCAAAGUAUUAAACUGAUCACAAAGGAAGCCUCACAACGAGUUGCAGACUUUGCAUUUAGCUUUGCUAAGGCAAAUGGUCGACGUACUGUUACUGCUGUACAUAAAGCCAACAUCAUGUAAGUACGAAAUAUUAUUGUAAAUCAUUUGAUGAAAAAUGUAAUGCAGUUACUUAUUGUCUUGCUUUUGUGGGCCUAUUAAAUUUUGUAAAACCCAGUGUGCACAGGAAGCGGUGUCCGAUGGCCUGGGGCUAGUGGAUUUUGUUAUCGCGCGAGUGAUUUCUAUUCUUAAAUUGCCCGAUGGGCAAAUGAAGUUUUUUGGGGGAAUUCAAAUUACAGAAGAACUGUAACCAAUGCUCAUCAAAAAUUUUUUUCGGGCUAGUUGAAGUGACUUUUGGGCUAGUACGUGCUAGCUACAGCUUGCCCGAAUGACAAGCUGUAAAACUGACUUUCUUUGCACUCUGAAAACCUAAAACAGUUUGUCAAAUCCAAGUCCUUUAGAGACACCUGUCCAACACCCUGCUGAAACUUGCCUUAAUUUUGCCGUGAUACUUGUACAGUUGAACCUCUAUUAAACAGCCCCCUCCUAAGCGGCCACCCUCUAUUAACCCUUUAAACCCUAUGAUCAAAAUUUGAAUUCUCAUUCGUUACCCCUAUUCAUUUCCUACAGAGGUAGUGGGGAGAAGUUGUUAAAAUAUCGCGCAAAUUCAUCUUGUGUGAUCAUGUCUGUAAUUCUCAUGACCACUCUGUUUUACAAAGCAUUGAUAUUACAGGGAUAAAUUUGAUGCUGAUCACUUUUAGGGCUUAAAGGGUUAAGUGGCCAGUUAUCAAAGUCCCAAAGUAAUUGUAGAAGCAAAUGGAAAAUUAAUCCUCUGCAGCCCCCCACCUCUAUUAAGCGGCUGCGGCCACCUUUUUGCCAUCCCAGUGAGAGUUCCCAUUGUUGUCACCUCUAUUAAGCAGCCAUCAAGCACUUGAUACACUUAGUUUAGCUUUUUCUUUAAGAAUAUAAUGAAGGAAAAUACACACCAAGAUAGACGGCGACAACUGAUUGUGGACCAGUAAUGCUGGUCUCAUCACGAGACAGUUUGUUUCAAAAUAAAGUGAUGUUUCUGCUAAAUAUUAUGCUAAUUUAUAAUGAGCACCCAACCUCCAAAUGGCCAAUUGCUGAUACCCCAAAGGGUGGCUGGUUAAUGGAGGUUCAACUGUAUUUUUGAACCCCUUUUGGGAAGUUGCAAAUCUGUCACUUCACAGGGUGGCCACUUUGAGAAUAAGUUUGUUGCAAACUUGAACUCUUUAACCCUUAAAAGUGAUCAACUUUUAAUUUCUCAUAAUACAUCUAGUAACUAAGAUUUCCUAGUCACCUAAGAGCAAAAGCAAGGUGCCAGUGGCCACUGGGCACUGCAAGAGCGUAGCCCUUCAGCGUUAAAGAAAGGACCUCCACUGUCUACGUUGUUCUUUAUUCACAUUACUGCAGUGAAAACUGGUCAAGUAUUGCUAAGUAGAAUAAGGCGAUUAUUUAAAUCUUGAGUUCAUUUUUUGCUUCAAUAUCACAUUCUUCAGUUGUUAAAAAUUCACACCAAGCCUUGAUUUAUAAGUGGAAUACUGUUUAGAUUUAAGUGAGACAUCAGUCAUGAAAACAAACAGAGCACCAGAGUUCUAGACUGGGAAUUGCUGCUAUAAUUUUGUUGCAUCCUGGGGAAAAAUUUUACACUUUAAGUAUUGAACAGUAUUAACGCUUUUUUCCAUGUAUGAUGAAUACUCAUUCUUAAAGUCAUAACUUCUAAGUGUUUUUAAAAGAGAUAUUCAGGAUUUCAUUCAAAUCUUGGACAUAUUUCAUUUCAGUCUUGUGGAUAGCUGUCACACUAAUGAUUUUGACCUAAUGAACUCUGCACCUUUAAAGAUUGAUGCCUUUUAUCCAAUUUUAUGAACUCCAUUCUUGAAUCAUUUCAAGAAUUGAGUUCUUAUUGUUUUGAAGUUUUUAGUUCUUCAACUGAACAAUGUGACAUUAAAACCAAUAAAGCACUCAGUUUUGAAAUAAAGUAUCAUCAAGUUCAAAUUUUAUUCUUCCUAGGAACACUUGACCAGUUUUCACAGUAACUACGGUUGUAACAAUUAACUAUGAGUUGUAACAAUUCAUCCUGAUGGUUUUGCUUUGUGCUUUGCUAAUAACACUUAGGAGAAAAUCUGAUGGUCUGUUUCUGCAAUGCUGUCGAGAGGCUGCUGAGAAGAACAAAGAUGUCAGAUAUAAUGAGAUGUAUUUGGAUACCACUUGUCUUAAUGUGAGUGUAGAAGGCACUAAAUUACUUAACUACUAUGGUAACCAUGAGGUUUAUGUUAGGACCAUUGCAGCCUUUGCACUGUGUUGCAUGAAGGCAGUCAAUAGACCAGGAUAUGUACCAAGAAAUAAAAUUUGCUACCCAACCGAAGCUAAUAAACCUGGUUGACCUGUGCAGUCUCUUAGUCCUGGGCUUGCUGUACAGUAGAUUGCACUCUCCCUUAUGUUGGUGGGUCACAUUAUUAUGCAAUCAAUAAUAUUGGACCCCAUGCACACCUCCUGAUGUAUGUCCUCAGCCCACUGGGUCCAUUUAAUAUGGCCAAUGUCAGAUUAUGUCAAGGAUAUUCCAACAGUACAGUAAUGAUCAGUGCAUUCCCAUUUUUAUCGCCAAGAGAUGUAUUGCGUGACAAAAUUUAAUGCAGUUAGAGACAAACAACAACAAAGAGCAGCACCUCGCUUGUGUAGCAAUUGUUCCCUGUGGUUUCAGGGUAGAGAACAAGGAACUAGAGUCAAAGACCGCGCGAAAAAUGGCACUCUCGUUCCAUUUUUCGUGUGGCCAAAACCGUAAAACCCGUUCGUUGGUCUUUCUUUGCUCAGAAACGAAACGGAAACGCUUGCUAUGCAGGCGAAGCACCACAUCAUGUCAUUGGUCAGCAGUCAGUUUAGUGAAGCAGGCUCAGACAGACUUGUUUGUGCAUGCACUAGCUCCAUUUUCUUGGUACAGCAUUUCAUGGCAGCCUCUGGGCCUUGUUUAGCCUUUGUAUCUUGCAUUUACCCACAAAUAUCCAUCCCUUUAUCUUUCUACUAAAGUUGGUUAAACAGAUGCCUGGCUAUGUUAGCAUAGAAGCUCAUGGCUGUGAGGCGAAGAUUUACCAGCUAUUGUGGCAUUACUCCAUGUAGGGGUUGGCUUUGUCAAAAAAAGGAAGCCCCUGGACAUACCAGGCAUUCGCCACUACCAUAGUCUCUCCCUCUAUUAAGCGAUGCAGUAGUAUUAUCAUUUAGUAUUUCUUUAUUGUCAGAUUGUAAAAGAUCCUAAAGAAUUUGAUGUUAUGGUGAUGCCAAACUUAUAUGGAGAUAUUUUAAGGUAAACUUAUUAAUAAUGAUGACGACAAUGAGAACGACGGACGACGGACGGCGGACGACGGACGACACGACGACAACGAGGUUUUGUCGUAUAAGACAGAGUAUUUCCGAACUGUUUCUGAUAGCAGUUCGUCAAUAUCUUCAUGAACUUCAACUUCUCCACCAACAACAUCCUCCCCUGAAGCCGCCAUAUUAAAAAUUGUGCUUGAGGGAGACUAAGUUCGAUAGUUUUUGACACGCUCUGAUUGGUCCUUUGUUUUGUUGUUACAUGUAUGUCGAAGGUUGUUCACGCUAGUUUGUACCUUGCAUAACCAAAACAUAACAACAGAAUGACAUAAAGAUAAGAUCACUUUUUUCCUUCCUUCAUUAUGUCCAAGUCGUUGUGUUGUUAUAAUGUCGUUUUUCAUGAUGUUCACGCUACAAACAUAACGAACGACGUAACCGCCUCCUUAUGUCGUUAUGGUAAUUUCGUUAUGUCGCAAGUGUGGACCAGGUUUAUAACGUUCUUAAUAUUAUGAAGAAUAAUUAUUAUUACAGACUCUACUUUUUUAAAAGUGAUGUUAAGGUUCUUAUAUUAUUAGAACUGACAUAAUCUUUCUUUCCUUCCAUUAUAGUGAUUUGUGUGCAGGUUUAAUUGGUGGGUUAGGAGUCACGCCCAGUGGAAAUAUUGGAGCAGAUGGAGUAGCCAUAUUUGAAUCAGUGAGUGUGUUGUUAUUUGUGUUGUGGAGGUGCAGGGUGGAGAUGUUUGCUCUUUGAGUAUCAGUUCUAUUAAAGUAGGAAAGGAGUGAUGGGGCUAUUUAUUAAUUAGAUAUACAAUGUAAAGUGUUUGUGCACCAGACUCUGGGCUCAAUUGUUUAGUACUGGAACAAUACUAGGGGUCGGUUACCGAUUGUUUCGAUACAAGUUGUUUCAAUGCAGCUUUAUUCAUUCGAGGUGUAAAUACUUCCACGUACUUGGCUUAAAGAAAGGAGUUAUUCACCCAAAAUGAUUUUCUUGUUCACUCGCAAACUAUAUUUGAGAUGAACAAACGUUUUGUGCAAUUUCGCUGCUUAAGUUUGUAUCGAAAUGAUUUGGUAUCGAGACGAUUCCCUAGGGGAGUUUUCACUGAGUAAAGCUAAACUGAGCUAAUUGUUUUACCUUCCUUUCCUUCCAGUGAGGCUCUGUCUCACAUCGUUUCUACUUAAUCUAACUCUAUCAGAGUGAAAAAAAUAAAUAUAAAACACUAGGAGUCGGUUAUUUGAGCAAAGUGAAAGUUAUGACGUGCUUCAAGAAGCUCAGUGGCCUGUAAAUGUUGUCUUAAAGCGGCGUAUUUUUAGUAGAUUAAUAUCCUUGUUAGCCCGGUUGUAAACCUCCCUGAUGCUUGGGCGGUGGCUUUAAGCCGUUGGCCUUGUCUCCAUCAUCCUUCUUUCAUUAUAUUAGUCAGUUCGAAAGAGGAUGUAAAAGAACCCACGCUACUGUUCGAUAAGACUUGGGGAAGUUCCUCAGUGGUGUGGUCUAACUCAUUUUAUCCCAUGUCAUAAAGAAUACAGCCAAUCAGAAAGCUAGAACACCGUUGCAUACUCUACGGUAUGUAACGGGUAUUAUCAUUCGAUGAAAAAAAUUUUAAAAAAAUCAUUGGCCGAGAGCCCACCACGUGACCUGCAAAUAACUGCCAACAAGUAAUGGUCUGCUCAUGCGCAGUGUCGUCCCACUGUGUUUGGCGACAAAUAAUAUUCUGCUCAUGCUUAAAUUAAACCACGCUUUUCUCCUUCUUGCGAUCGCUCUUGCAUGAAAUGGCACAUCGCUUCGCUUACCUUUCAGAGUUUAAAACACAAACUCGGUUAUAGCAAAAUAUCGUGUUUUGUCAGUGUCUCGCAGUCAACUAUUUUCCUUAGCCUUUGAUAUUUUACUCAACCUCGUCCAAUAUUUAGUAUUUUACGCAAAAAUCCCUACGAUGCUCGCGGCCUUUACCUUUUCCCGCCGAAAACAAAGCGGAUGCCGACAGCAGAAACUUUCAUUCUUCAAAAAUUGCGAGAAGCAACUUCAUAAAUAACACUGUUAAACCCAAGUUUCAUCUACCAUUCGAACUUCUAGGAAGUCAAAGUUGCAAAAGCGAUACAAAACGAAAUCAAACAGACUACAACGGACAAAUUUAUUUGUCGAUAGCAACAAAAACAAAUCAGUUAAUCCGUGUUGCGAAGAGCGAGAUGGAUCCGCAUUUCAAAACAACAAGCCUACUGAAAUGCCGCGAGAAACGUUCAACAGAUGUGUUGCCAUUUUCUUCAGGAUUCAGGUAAAGUAGACAGAAGUGAACGCGACCUUUAUUCAUUGAUAAGCUGUCGAUUAUUUAAACAUUGUUGAUUACAGAUUACAUUUAUUAUUUAAAAGUGACUUUCUUUUUGUUUACCUUAAGGCCUGAUCGCGGGUUACUUUAUUAUUAAACAUGUUUAGGUGUAGUCGUGUUAUUCUUGUUACUAACCACUUUGGUAACAAUAGUAAGUAAUAUAGUCAUCUUUUGUAACUUGCGAUUGCAAUUAUAACCGCAGAAACAUUCCUUCAGAACUGAAAUGUGUGUGUUCUUGGAAUUCUAAAUGAAUGAAGGAUAUCGAUAAAGUUAACUGUAAAGGUGAAGGUAUUGUUAAUGGGGCGUUAGCGACGGCGACGGCGACGGCGACGGCGAUGGCGUUGGUAAUAAUUAGUAUAACAAAUCUGACUAGGUGCUGCUAGUCAAAGGUUAAUGGCCUCGAUCAUUAAAUUCUCCUUUCCUUUACUAGCCUGAGAUCAGGCCCAAUUUUCGCUGCUUCUAUACAUUCUAUUUUACGUGGUCGCGCAAAAAUUGGGCUCUCUUUUUCAUUUACGAAGCGAAACGAAAAUAGAGCCUGAUCUCAGGUUAUUCCUUUACUAUUGAGAAUAGUCGCGUGUUUCAUAUAGCAUAUUGUCGAAAACUGUAAUGCAUUUUGGUUUUUAUUGUUUUCAGGUUCAUGGCACAGCCCCCGAUAUUGCAGGCCAGGACAAAGCCAACCCCACAGCUCUCCUACUAAGUGCUGUUAUGAUGCUCCGGCAUAUGGAACUUCACUCACAUGCAGACAGUGUAGAGGGAGCAGUAUUGGAGACUAUCAAAGAAGGACAAGUAAGAAUCUGCCUGAUCCCUAACAGUCCAAAGCUCUCUUCUCCCCAGAGGCUAAAAAAGUAGUAAGCGCGAAAGGGGCGAUGAAGGAGAGAAAAGGCAAAGUUCCUUUUCUCCUCUCUCCCGUAGCCAUCACUCCGCGCUCUGUUUUUUCUGCUCUGCCCAGCCUACCUCUGACACAGUAAGGAGGUUGAGCUACAACGACGGCGACGGCGACGGCGACGGCGACGGCAACGAGAACGUCAAAAAAUCAAUAGUUUAUAGUAAAACAUCAAUUUGCACUUGCAUCACACUUUUUUGUACAUUUCUUUGCCGUGUGUCACGUUUUAUAGAGGACGUAAACAAGUGACGAAGAAAUUUUCUUUCUCUUUCUAAACUCGAGUGCAGUGCCCAAGAAAUCAACUCCAGGGAAGUUUGCCUACAUGAGACAUUUUCAGCGAAUUGGAAUAAACGCGACAAAGUCUGAAAAAACGUUUUCGCUGUCGUCGCCGUCAUCGAUGCUAAAACUCCCUGGCGAGUCCUCUGCGGUGGAGAGAGAGUUCAAGAAUUGUAAAAAUUCAAGAAAUGCACCAGAUUUCAUGUUGUUUAGUUCUGAGGGAUAUAUAGCGUCAUGUGAAAAUCCUGCUAGUGUAGGGGGUGUGUGCGAGUAACUCGCUCGUUACGCGAGGUGGUACCGAGAGUCUACUUCUUUCAUCUUGGUUUUUGCUUCUCUUUGUUUCCUCAUCUUCUUAACUCCUUCUCUUACCAACUCGUAACUCUCUUAAUCUUCUCUUCUGCUCUUACUAUUAAGGCCCGGUUCAGACGCCGAACUUUUCAUGAGCCGAACCUAAUUCGAAUUAAGGCCGACCUAAAUUAUUUAGACCGGCUGAAUUGAUCCAGACGCCGAUCUUAAUAAUUCCAGCCGAAAUAAAUUCAAAACGAGAAAAAGGCUCAUUUCGGUCAAACUACGUACAAAAUACGUUAAUAGUAAUUUAGGCAUUAGGUUCGGUGCAUGAAAAGUUCGGCGUCUAAAUCAAAGCUGUUCCAAAUUAAGUCGCUCCAAAGGAGAAAUUCCCGGCCGGGUCAGGCGAAAAGAACGGGUGAGCCGUUCCAUAUUAAAAUAGGCGUUCCUAAUUGAUCCAGUGGCCGAACGUUUCAUGUACUUAAUUCAUUGUAUUAGGUUCGGCUCAUGAAAAGUUCGGCGUCUGAACCGGGCCUAAGUCAAAUAGUAACUAUUUUUAUAGCCAAAGCUGGAUAUGUUUAGGCUAGCUGACCGUGGGAAUAAAAGCAAGGUAAAGGAGCUCGGUGUGGGUAGUGUUUUGGUACAACUGAAUGUACACGGCUAUGAUCGGCAAGAAGCUACAGACCAAUGAAAAGCUAAAAUGCUUGUUAAAAAACCCAAACAGGAACUUCAACUGGACUUAUGAACUAAGGUCACAAACACGACCACCUACAGUUUGUAUGAAAAACUAACCUCUGACAAUGGCAAGCGAAGAAUAUUCUUAAAAUGGCAGUAAGUAAAUUCGCCAGCUAAGCAAAAAUUCAAGUACUGGUAAAAUCAUAGAGCAAAACAGGAAAUCACCCAUGACAAAAUCAGGACAAACCUUGACCCACUUAAUGAGACAAAAACGAAACUUAAAAAAUGAGACAGGUCUGAAAAGUAAAAUACUUCACAACACUAGCUUGUAAACGCAAGAACUUUUCCGACUCUCGCUUCUUCGUCUGCGUUCGCAGUCUUAAAACUCGUCAAUAAAAUGAAUUAUUUCAAUGGCUAGAUCGCGAGAAGGUUUUUGUCCUCAGACUCAAAAGUUGGAGCUCUGUUGCAUGAGCAUCACUGAAGGAGAUGCUAGUUUUUCGUAAUAUUCAAUAUCCUGUUCUUGUCGGUUUUCUCUCUCCCAUCUGCGGACUAACUUAGCCCUGUGGCUCUCUCGUAUUCUGAGAUGGGACGAGAAGGAACGGAGAGGAACUUUUUUCUCUAAUUUAUCGCCUCCUCCAUGCCCUUUGUCCAAAUUUCUUGCUCCUUACAUUGGUAUACCCUUCCGGAAAUGGCUUCAUGUAAAGGAAUCCUGAAAUAAUUAGUGACCUGAUUGUCUUAAGUUGUUAUGUAGCUGAAGUUUAACCCCGACAGUUCGCGCUGGCUCGAGCUCUCAAUGGCUACGUCCAGGUCUCAAGACCGUAUCGAAAAUGAAGAGUCCCUCUGCUUCGGGGACUGACAUAAACGCCUGUAAAAUGCUCUCUACGAAACAAUUCGUUGUGCUUUCUUUCUUUUAAUCUCACUGUAAAAUAAUCCUGUUUUCUGCUCUCUCGCCGUCUGAUAUCAUUACCCUCCAUCUUGUAGUGUUUAUGUUUGAGUUCCAUAACCAACUUUUACCUUCAGUUUUUGAUACCUUUUUUAAUCCUGUUAAGAACAUACAUAGAUAUAACACUAGGUUGUCCUCCAGGAAGACUUGUGCUAACCCUAAAGCCAGAACAAAUUAUGGAAUUUUUAAUUUAAGGUUCCAGGGUGCUAAAGUUUGGAAUGAUAUAACUGAUGACAUCAAGCUCCUCUAUCUCAAACGUCUUAAGAAAAAGCUAAAGUCAAUUCGUAUUGAUAAAUAUUAACCGCAGUUUUAUCAACACCAUAUUUUUUUUUGGCUUUCCGUUGUUUAAUACUGGCAUACUCAGGUUUCUUUUGUUGUCUUUCUUUUUUAACUAGUUUUCUUCCUUUUUUUGCGUCUGUGUUUUGUGUAGCUGUGUGUAGUGUGUGGUACCUGACCCUUAAUUUAAUCAUUUAUUAAUAACCUAAGUAAGGCUGCCCUAUCUUUUUAGCCCUCAACGGUUAUUAUGGACAGCCUGUACUCUCUCCAUAUUUUAUAGUAAUAUUUUUGUAUCAUGUAAAUCAAUGUAGGGUACAAAUAAAGUUGUUGAUGUUGUUCUCUCGCAAAUACAGUUUCUCGCCCUCACAAUUCUUGCACGUGCUCUAGUACAAAUAUGAAAGUAAUUUAUGCAAAGUCUUCCCGUAAGGGAAGGGUAAAUCUAAACCUCUCGCACAACUCUUCGCCUUGAGACCAGUUAGUGUUCAAACUGUGAAUUGUUUGUCUACUACCCUGACAGGUUUUGACUGGAGACCUUGGUGGCCGUAGCACGUGUUCUGAGUUUACACGGGAGAUCUGCCGGAAGCUUGAAUAGUUUUUUAACGUCUCUGAAUCUGUCCAAGCUGGUUUUGGAGUUCAUCGAUGUGAUUGGACCUUAUUUUGGUGGAGCCAUUUUAUCAUUUGGUGAUUAAGUUAUCGUUUUCCACAGAUGUACUUUUCCGGCCGUAGGUUUCUUCGCCUUUGGAUAUCGAAAUUGCAAUGGCAAAUUUAAUUUUGUUCUUUGUCGCCACUCUCAAUCCCAAGAUUAUACCUUCAGAAACUGUGAAUUGAAAUAUUUUCUGUUCCAACAAGUGAAUAACGUUCUCUCCUUUUCUUCUUAUUUUUGCGUAUUUCAACUGUAAAUUAACAGAACGUUACAAAUCGAAGAUGCUCUUAUGACUAGCAACUUAGUGCUAUUAAUAAUCUAAAAUGAUUUGUAAAUUUUAAAAUCAGGCUAGUUUAUUUGCCCGUUGUUAAAAAGUGAUCUUAGUUGAUUGAUUUUCGGACAUAAUUUCCUUGAGCUGUAAGAUUUAUGUAAGUUCAAUUAGACUAUUGCAAAUUGUACAUUGAAGUCAUAAAGAGAGAAAGAUAGACGCUGAUUUAUGUUUUCAUGUGUUUAUGUCACCAUACUCACGAUCAGCAAAGGUUUCUCUCCCC
Messenger RNA from Porites lobata, 15816 nucleotides. NCBI's taxonomy places the organism in Eukaryota, Metazoa, Cnidaria, Anthozoa, Scleractinia, Poritidae. The record is from the annotation of a GenBank genome assembly.